AUGUCAUCUUCAUCUACUGACAAAUUACAGCUUGAGAUAUUGCAAAUAUUGAAUGAUUCAAAAGAUGGUAUAAUUUCAAAUACUUUAGAAGAUCCAAAAUUAAAAUCAAUAGAUUCAAAUACUUUACAAGCUGUUUUAACUUCAUUAUGGUCAAAAGAAAUGAUUAAAUUUGAAAAACUAGAAUUUGAUAAAUGGAGUUUAACUAAAGAAUCAGAAUCAUUUAUUGCAAAAGGUUUUACACCAGAAAUUGAAGUUGUAAAUGAAGUUUUAAACAAUAAAGGUAUAACUAUAAAAGAAUUACAAGGUAAAUUGGGAGCAAGUGCAAAUGUAGGACAAGGUAAAGCAUUUAAAAAUAAGUGGUUGAGUAAAGAUAAAGAUGUUUUAAUUGCUCAAGUUGAAACUUUACCUGAAGAUACUGUGUUAAAUGAAUUGAAAGAAAUUAAAGAAAAAGGUACAUUGCAAGAUGCUAAAGAAUUGACAGAAUUAAAAAAGAGAAAGUUAAUUACACCUGUUAAAAUAAUUGGUUAUAAAGUUAUAAAAGGUGAUAAAUUUGCUUUAGAAAUUGUAAAUUUGGAAACUGAUAUAACAUCAGAUAUGAUUCUUAAUUCAAAUUGGAAAGAUUUAAAAUUCAAACCAUACAACUUUAACUCAGAAGGUUUCUUCCCACAAUCUGGUGCUUUACAUCCCUUAAAUAAAGUUAGAGAAGAAUUUAGACAGAUUUUCUUUUCAAUGGGAUUUCAAGAAAUGCCAUCAAAUCAAUAUGUUGAAACUGGUUUCUGGAAUUUCGAUACCUUAUUUGUACCACAACAACAUCCAGCAAGAGAUUUGCAAGAUACUUUCUACUUAAAAGAUCCAUUAAAGGCUAAAAAACCAGAAGAUGAAGAAUAUUGGAAAAAUAUUCAACAAGUUCAUCAACAAGGUAAAUAUGGUUCAAUUGGUUAUAGAUAUCCAUGGAAAGAAGAAGAAAGUUUAAGAAUGGUAUUAAGAACUCAUACAACUGCAAUUUCAUCAAAAAUGUUGCAUGAUUUAGCUAAAGAUCCAAAACCAUGUAGAUUAUUUUCAAUUGAUAGAGUUUUCAGAAAUGAAGCUGUUGAUGCUACACAUUUAGCUGAAUUUCAUCAAGUUGAAGGUGUUAUUGCAGGUUACGAUAUUACAUUAGGUGAUUUAAUUGGUUUUAUGGAUGAUUUCUUUGGAAAAAUGGGUGUUGAUAAUUUAAGAUUUAAAGCUGCUUAUAAUCCAUAUACUGAACCAAGUAUGGAAAUUUUUGCAUAUCAUAAAGGUUUAGGUAAAUGGGUUGAAAUUGGUAAUUCAGGUAUGUUUAGACCAGAAAUGUUGGAAUCAAUGGGAUUACCUAAAAAUUUAAGAGUUUUAGGUUGGGGUUUAUCGUUGGAAAGACCAACUAUGAUUAAAUAUGGUGUUUCAAAUAUUAGAGAAUUAUUAGGUCAUAAAGUGUCAUUAGAUUUUAUUGAAACAAAUCCAGCUGCAAGAUUAGAUGAAUUGUUGUAA
Molecule: messenger RNA, 1506 nt
Organism: Insectozyma verbasci
Lineage: Eukaryota; Fungi; Ascomycota; Pichiomycetes; Serinales; Debaryomycetaceae
Source: the annotation of a GenBank genome assembly